GACUCCGGGGGUGGGCACGCCGAGAGAUGACGCCACUACCGGCGCGCGGAGAAAGGUCGGUACCGCUGAGGCGGGGUGGUGGAGUUCGGGACCCGCAGAACCGGGUCAGUUGCCGGGCUUUGCCGGGCUCUCUCCGGGUCAGUUGCCGGGCUCUCCCCAGCAGCUGCCCCACCAUGACCAGGUGGGCUCGCCGGAGCGGCGGUUCCGGCGAAAAGGCGCUGAAUGCCACCCCUUGGGAGGAGAUGGUGAGCGGCCCCGAAGGUUCUCAGGGCCGGUCCGGCGCUCUCUCCCUGAAGAAGGAGGAAGAGAGGAGGAAGAAGAAGAGUAAGAAGAAAAAGGAGUAUCUGAACGAAGACGUUAACGGGUUCGCGGCGUACCUGCAGCAGAGUUCGCGGGGCGGGGAGGUAUCUGAGGCGGCCAGCGCUGAGCUGGAGGUGGCCAUAGCCCUGAGGAAGGAGAAGCGGCGAGAGGACAGGAGGCUGAAGAGGCAAGAGAAGAAGAAAAACGCCAUGGUGUGCUUCCACUGUAGAGAACCUGGUCAUGGUGUUGCUGAUUGUCCUGCUGUACUUGCAAGUGAAGAAAUGGGCACAGGAAUCUGUUACCGGUGUGGCUCCACAGAACAUGACAUCAGCAAAUGCAAAGCAAAAGUAGACCCAGCUGUUGGGGCAUUUCCAUAUGCUAAAUGUUUCAUCUGCGGUGAGAUGGGGCAUCUUUCAAGGUCAUGUCCAGAUAAUCCCAAGGGACUGUAUGCUGAAGGUGGUGGCUGCAGACUUUGUGGCUCUGUGGAGCACUUCAGAAAAGACUGCCCAGAAAAACAGAAUGCAGAUCAGGUGACAGUGGGGCGAUGGGCUACUGGAAUGAGUGCAGAUUAUGAAGAAAUUACAGACACACUGAAGCUGCAGAAACCCAAACUGAAAGUACCCAAAAUUGUUACUUUUUGAAGAUUCUUGAUUCUAAACCACAGUUCUAAAGUGCUUCACUCCAGAGUAGUGACUACAUGAAGUGGAAUGCUGGUUCCACAAAGUCGAGCAGACUGAUGCUGCUAAAUUAUUUUUGUCUCUCAUCAUAUUUCCAGUUUACUUCCCAGACUCUCCCAGCUUAAUGAAAAGCUGGUAAGAACAGAAAUACAGCAAGUGGAUAUUAUAUUUUUAUAUAUUUCUGCCAAAAUACUGCAUGACCUCUGAUUGACAUUUCUUCUCACUGCCAGCUCUGUGAAGAGGGAAUUGGCUGCUUCAACAAGAAUCAGGUUGCAGUUGCCAAGGAGGGUUAUGUGCUUUUUAUCAUGGAGGUUUAUGACCACUGGAUAAUGGUGGUUGGGACUGUUGCCUUAAAAGUGCAGCUUGUACAUAUCAGAGAUGAACACAAUCAUGCUGAUCUUUAAGAGUGUUUCUCUGUUUGAAAGGGAUUGUGGGUAUUUUCUAAAAGGUUGUCUUGGUUUCUGGGUUUUGCCUUCUUUUAGGAAGAAUUUAUUUCUUUCUCUGUACGUACCAGCUAUAGCAGUGAAGCUACCAGGUAAAACUUACAGCCUGUAGAGCUUUGUUAUGCAAUUCUUCCUACUCAUGGUAGGUCAGGUAAAAUAUACACAUUCAUUAACCUGGUUGUUUAUAUGUUU
Messenger RNA from Calypte anna (Anna's hummingbird), 1612 nucleotides. RefSeq names its product zinc finger CCHC-type containing 9 (gene ZCCHC9). The record is from RefSeq and is a predicted model, not a curated record. Gene Ontology annotation, molecular function: nucleic acid binding; zinc ion binding. Bases 27 to 941 code for a protein of 304 amino acids. Lineage: Eukaryota; Metazoa; Chordata; Aves; Apodiformes; Trochilidae. The transcript is spliced from 5 exons.